This is a messenger RNA of Aureobasidium melanogenum CBS 110374, 1488 nucleotides long. RefSeq lists its product as uncharacterized. The transcript is spliced from 5 exons. Bases 1 to 1488 code for a protein of 495 amino acids. The record is from RefSeq and is a predicted model, not a curated record. Gene Ontology annotation, molecular function: DNA binding. Gene Ontology annotation, biological process: DNA replication; DNA strand elongation involved in DNA replication. Gene Ontology annotation, cellular component: delta DNA polymerase complex. Lineage: Eukaryota; Fungi; Ascomycota; Dothideomycetes; Dothideales; Saccotheciaceae.
AUGGCGCCUUCAAAUUCAGUAGAUGCGCUAUUGCAGCCGCCCUCGAACGACAAAUACCACACUCUAGAGCGCACGCCGUCAUCCUACAACCCCCUCCGAUCAUUCCAUCUGGCCAAGGGCGAACAAAAGCAUUACCAACAGCAAUAUGCCGACAUGUACUUUGCCCGAUUGGCCGUUCUCAAGCCUGCCGUAGAGCGCAUUGCCAGCGAGGCAUGGGAAGGCUUCGAGAUCGGUGGAGAUGAGGUGCACAAAGUCGAUCGUGUGUUGGAUGUCCGACAAGGUGAACUGGUUUGGGUUGCCGGCACCGUCUACAUGGAGAUGCCACUCAAGCCCAACAUUCUCGACGACAUCUCCAAACAUCACUGGAUUGCUGCGCCGCCGCCCCGUCUAAAGUUUACCUCUGGAGAAGGCGACCAAAUCAUGCUCGAAGACGAAUCUGGUCGACUACGCUUGACAGGCAGUUUCCUGAGCUCAUGUCUGCUAGUGACAGGGUGCAUCGUGGCAGUCAUGGGAACCGAGAACGCUAAUGGUGACUUCGAGGUCAUCGAUUUGAAAAUACCUGAGCUGGCACCGCAACCCGAACGUUGGUCGCUGGUCCAGGGCGACGGCGCAAGCAAAAAGAAGGCUGAAAAGAAAGAGAAGGCUGGCAAGGUUGCUAUUGUAUCAACGUUGGGUGUCAGUGGUGACUCUGGCGACACAAUGGCUCUAGAUAUGCUCGUCGAGUAUCUCCUCGGCGAGUCGGCCUCACCAGCUGAACAGGACAAGAUAUCGAGUAUAUCGCGACUAUUGAUUGCUGGCAACUCUCUGUCGUCAGCAAGCCCUGUUGUCAAUCCAGAAGACUUGCCAACCAAGAAGCCCUCUGCUGUCAAGAAGUAUGGUUACGACGCCUCCGCCUACAACCCUGCUCCGACUGACCGCCUGGACUCUCUGCUGGAAUCACUUCUACCCUCAAUACCCAUCACCAUCAUUCCUGGCGAACAAGAUCCUACCCACACAUCACUACCUCAACAACCCAUGCACUCUGCACUCUUCCCAAGAAGCAGAGCUUACAUGGCCGCUCCCAACUCUGAAGACUCGGCUUGGUUCGACACUGUCACAAACCCUUGGGAGGGUGAUGUGGAUGGUUGGAGAGUCCUUGCUACUGGAGGUCAGCCCAUCGACGAUGUUUUCAAAUAUGUCGAAGGCGACGACCGACUGGAAAUGAUGGAAGCUACAUUACGCUGGAGGCUAUGCGCGCCCACUGCCCCAGAUACGUUAUGGUGCUAUCCUUUCCAAGACAAAGAUCGCUUUGUCAUUGAAAAGACUCCUCACAUCUACAUUGUAGGCAACCAGCCUAGGUUCGGGUCCACAGUCAUCCAAGGUCCAGAUGGCCAGAGCUGCCGAAUCAUCUCUGUGCCGCGCUUCAAGGAUACCGGAGAGAUGGUCUUGCUGGACAUGGAGACGCUUGAAGUCGAGGUAGUCAAGUUUGGCCUUUACCAACAGACUUGA